Molecule: messenger RNA, 1053 nt
Organism: Schistosoma turkestanicum
Lineage: Eukaryota; Metazoa; Platyhelminthes; Trematoda; Strigeidida; Schistosomatidae
Source: the annotation of a GenBank genome assembly
AGAAGAUAUUGGAUAUUGAUACGUUUUGGAGGCUGCUAUAGUUUGGAACGUUACUGUCGGGGUAUACUUCCUUGAGGUCUUUCUCCAAUGAGUUUCCUGUUUGGAUCCAGAAAAACACCUGAGGAGCAGCUUAGAGAAAGCAAACGAACCAUUACAAGAACUCUUCGAGAGAUCGAUAGGGAAAAAGCUCAGUUGGAGAGGGAGCGCGUUCGUGUUACAAAUGAAAUUCGUAUGUUAGCAAAGCGUGGUCAAAUUGAUGCCGUCAGAGUAAUGGCAAAGCAGUUAGUUCGGACAGAAAGCUACAUUAAAAAGUUUUCCUUGAUGCACUCAAAUAUCACAGCGUUGUCAAUAAAAAUUCAGACUUUAAAAUCAACUGCUACAAUGGCUACAGUCAUGAAACAGGUUGCUUUAACAAUGGGUAAAAUGAAUGCAACCAUGCACUUACCCCAACUUCAAAAAAUCAUGCUGGAGUUUGAAAAACAAACUGAAACGAUGGAGUUGAAACAGGAUAUGAUGUCCGAUGUAAUAGAUGAUGCUAUUGGAGAUCAGGACGAGAUUGAGGACUCUGAAAAUGUUGUGAACAAGGUAUUAGAAGAGCUUGGAAUCGAUCUUAAUGCACAGUUGAGUAAUCUUCCAACAGCCCAGGGUACACUUGGCAGCACAGUGACAAAUACAGUACAACCUCGUGCGGUUCCUGCUGCUCCUGCACCAGCAUCAGGACCUGCUCCAAAUUCUGAGUCCAGUGAUCCUAUCGAUGAAAAUAACUUGGAAGCUCGUUUAGAACGUCUUAAAAGGAAGUAAAAUCUCAAUUCACGUAUGAGUGGAUAUCGAUUUUCAGCUCCAACAACUAUCUCACCCCAUGUUUAUAUAUCCGUUUAUCUCAAGCCAGCAUAAUGAUGCUCCAAACCUUAUUAACAAACAGAUAAUAUUUUUGAACAUUCUGGCUAUUCAGACUGCUAAAAUAUUGCAAAUAACUUCUAUAAAGAUGUUUUGUAUUUUAUGUUGCAAAUCUCUAUAGUUUAUAAUCUAAAUAAAUAUGACUUUAUUUCUCAA